AUCUCUCAACGCAUACAAAAAUGGCGCCCAUGAUGGAUCCAGAUCCGGUUGACAACGAUAUUUACAAGGAGCAAGAGGGAUUCGUCCUCAUCCAGCAUGGUCAUCGUGAUAUGGUCGAGGCAACAGCAUUUAAUCACUACGGCACCCGCUUCGCAUCCGGCUCUGUAGAUGGCAAAAUCAAGGUGUACAACCGACACCGAGACGGCUCUUGGGUAAUCUGUGACACCUGGGGGGCACAUAACUCCGAGAUACUGGAGGUGAGAGUUGCUUCGACAUCGAAAAGAGGCAUGCGCUGCUAAUCUAAUUCCGGUUUCAAGAUCCAAUGGCUGCCACCAACAUUACAUCCAAACCUGAUAGCUUCCAUUGGAAGUGAUGGCAAGUUCAAGCUCUGGGUUGAGGAUCCAACUCUCCCUCCAGGUAAAGGUCGACGCUUCAAUUCUCAUAACAACAAGCCGGUUUGGCAGCUGGCCCCUCUAGCUCGAGCACCUUACCUUUCCUUUGCUAUUAAACACAACCCUGAGACACGACAUACAUAUAUUGCUCUGAUUAACCGAAACGCCACUCUAAUAAUCUAUGAGAAUGAGGAGCCCGAGAACAUGGAAAACUGGGUAGAGGUUGACAAAGUCAACAUACCCGACAAGCCAACAAGAGGCGACGAAGUAUCAUUCAAAGUAGCCUUCGACCCCAACCUCGAACCCUGCUACAAAGCAGUCCGACAAGGCGUCCAGCGAGACUCCCUCGCCGUCAUCGUAGCCAGCAUGAACAAAGUAUCCAUCUGGCGCACCAAAGAGAUCUCCCACUCCGUGAGUCUCGGCUCCUCGAGCUCCAAGGAACUAUAUUGCGCAGCCGACCUGAAAGGCCACAAAGGUCUAGUACGAGACGUCGCCUGGGCACCAGGAAGUAUCCGAGGCUUCGAUAUAGUAGCUACGGCAUGCAGAGACGGCUUCGUACGGGUAUUCCAUCUCACCACCCCCGCCAAAGGCGACAAGGAAGCCAGAAGCAAAGACUUUACCAAAAUCCCUGAGACGAGCACCGUCGUCGCGCAAAGAUCACCAGAGAACACUUCGAGGAGUGUGCCCUCUGGCAUCGGAGCGGGAUUGGCAAGCACGAGACCUGGCACGACAGCCGGUCAUCGAAAUUCAGAACACCAUAGUAAAGCUGGAGAGGUAGCCCUUUUGGCGAAUGAGGUUUCGCGUUUAGAGACGAACAGAACUCCGGUGUGGCGUGUGGAGUUUGACGGCGAUGGUAAGGUGUUGGGAUCAACGGGUGAUGAUGGGAAAGUGGCUUUUUGCAGAAGCGAACCUAGUGGUGCAUGGAGUAAGAGCGCCGAAUUGGGCAUGACGAGGAGUCCUCCCUUGCCCAUGUCAUGAUGGCUUCACAGAUUUGCUCCAGACUUUGUUGGGUUGUACGAUAGGCCGGGAUUAUUAGGUUGGUGCGGAUAGUCUGAUACAGGCUACAGGCGCAGACAGAGAGACAGACAGACGUUAGACCGAUUCAAGGUCUGCUGAUAAACAUGGGGUGCACGUGGAACGAUACAAAUGAUUAAUGGAUAUCAAGAAUUAAUAGUCUUCCGGAUAUUCUCCCAGUACCCAAUGUGGUGAUAAUGCUUGCCCUUUUCCAACUCCCGUUACCCGAAUCAAAAACCCUUUCCCUCGCCAUCUAAAUACGCAAAUUAUCAUUCAACCACUGCCUCGACAAAGGCAUCAAGCAUACUUUGGCCAUCGGGCAUCUCCCACUGCCAACGUCUACUCUCCCACCAAGAGGCAUCACCGUCUUUUUUCCAUUUCUCUUCAAGAACCUUUCGCACUUUCUCGUCACCGCCCAGGUCCGUGCCUUCUUUCUCCAUCCAUUGUCUCUCGGCUUCUUCCUUGGCCUUUUUGACGACUACAUCGUCGUCCUCACAGCGAUACAGAUCGCAUUUAGCACACUCGGUACAUCCCCUUCCGCCAUUAGGCCGGAAAUGUUCACAGAAAUGUCGGUAGCCUUCUCCGUUGCCAAUGUCUUUUCGGCACACAUAGCACAUUUGGUAGCCGCAUAUGCAAGUGAGUUUGUUGCAGCCCGAUGACUUGACAAAGGAAGUAUUACAGCGAGGGCAAGUCCGUUUGAUCGCUAGUGACAUGGCGAGUUCGACUUGAGUUCGUAGAGCCAAGAGAGAAGAUUCAUGGCAGAUAUGGAUAUCCGUCCAUGCUUUAGAGCACGACAAACAAGAUGCUCGUCCGCAUUCCGAAUUCUGACAUACAAACCUGAGUCCGUGAUUCUUGCGUCGGAUGCGAGUAAGAGAAGCAGUAAAGUGACCAAUCGCAAAGUCACGAAAGGUCUGUCGAGAAGAAAUGAGCAAGAACAGAAAGGAAAACAGUAGAAAAACAGGUACAAGGAAGGGUAUCAUGCUAACGCCUAAAAUCAAAAACACGAGGGAAUAAAGAAAUGAGCUUCCGGCACGUUUCACACGCCAUGCUCGUUGAGUUUCCGGGAGGUAUAGUUCAUCCACCUCAGCAUAGCUGCAGAAUGGACAUCGUAUAAGAGGGAGUCGAGUUUUGAGGAGAUUGUCCUCGAUGAGACGUUCAUCGAGUUUUCGGACCACAUCUUUCUCGCUUGGGUCUUCGUCGAAUGCUCGACGUAUGAGUUCCUGAGAGAUGCAUCCUUUGCACUCAUCACUCAUUGCUGCGACGCAUCGCAAGGUUCCACUUUCCACAUUGAUAUUACGUUGCCAUCCUUGGCCAAAUACAGCCUCUUUCACGGAAUACCUGACACAUCGGAAACAAAUAAAAUGACCUCCAUAAUCGCAAGCAGAUAAUCCUUCGAAAGCCGUGGCAGUAAAGCAGCAUCCACAAUCAUGUAAUCCACCAUUUGCCUCAGCCUCCUUGUCGUUGAGCUGCAAAGCAAUGGCGUGAUCCUUUGCCUCCUGCUCCGCCGAUAAUCGUUGUUGUAUUGGUAGUAUAAGUGUCUCGAAUAGCUCUUUGUCAAGCUCUGGUGAUCCUGUAGUCUUCAGAGUUGGCAGGAUGGAUCCAUGACCAGUCGACUGCCAUAUUAUGAGAGGAUGAUGUUCUGCUUCGGUGUAUGCGACCGGUUUUCUACGCAAAAACAACGAGGAAAUGGAAUAACGCCAGGACUUGGAAGACAAUGUAACAAGUGUCGGUCUGGCUAACGAAUAAGCGUAAUUAUGCUCGGCCAAGACGGCGAGUAUCGUCGAUUUGGGAAGACCUUUGAAUUCGUGGUAUGCGAUGGAUUUCGCGGCUUCCUUGUAUUCAGUAGUCCUAAAUUUCUCCUCGGUUUGGACUUGUCCUGGCGAGACCAAUCCUGAAGCUUUGCUAUGUAUGUGGGCUGCCUCCUUGCCGGCAACCUUAUUUCGUCCUUGGGCAAACUUCAUCUUAUCCUUCAAGAGAGCCUCCGUGACAACUGCCAAUCUAGAUUCCUCGCUGAAGCUCGAGAGCAUCUCCCGGAAAACCUCCACUUGCACAUCUGGGAAAAUCGCUGCGAGAGCAACGAGGCUGUUGUUUAACUUCCGGAGAUCCGGGCUUUCGGCAGCGAUGGUUCGAAGGUGGGCCUCUUCGCGAAUAUAAGAAUGAUCAAGCUUGUCGCAUACAGGAGAGUCUUCCGAGGAGUGCGAAGGGCUCUUGUUCGGCGUGUGUAGGCGGGAGGUGGUGGUACUUCGCGAUGAUGGGGCUGCGGAUAGAGCAGAUCGAGGGGUCUGGAGUGUGGUGGAGGUGUGGCUGUGAUUGGUUGGUGAUUUGAAAAGUCCAGGCAAUACCAUGAUGGUGACUGCAGACGGAUAAGGACUUCACAUGUUUUUGCAGAUAGAGAAUAUGCGCACCCAAGUUCUCCGCAUGGUUUGUGGUGUAGAUUUAUAAUGGUGCCAUGGAAAUUGGGCUUGGAGGAGAUGCGCAAAGUGGUGAGUGACGAAGGGGUCGGUCUUGGCCGUUUGUAACUCCGACGACAUACGGAGGGAUGUCCGUGAAUAGCACCCUUGUGGUGGAAGAAUGAUCUCAAGUAAUUCACCUAAAUAUCA
Molecule: messenger RNA, 4006 nt
Organism: Hymenoscyphus albidus
Lineage: Eukaryota; Fungi; Ascomycota; Leotiomycetes; Helotiales; Helotiaceae
Source: the annotation of a GenBank genome assembly